Messenger RNA from Lacerta agilis (Sand lizard), 2563 nucleotides. RefSeq names its product exocyst complex component 7 (gene EXOC7). Gene Ontology annotation, biological process: exocytosis. NCBI's taxonomy places the organism in Eukaryota, Metazoa, Chordata, Lepidosauria, Squamata, Lacertidae. Gene Ontology annotation, cellular component: exocyst. The coding region runs from base 156 to 2468 and encodes 770 amino acids. The record is from RefSeq and is a predicted model, not a curated record. The transcript has 23 exons. Gene Ontology annotation, molecular function: phosphatidylinositol-4,5-bisphosphate binding.
GCCCGCCACUCUCAAGAUGGUGGCCGUCGCAUGCCGGGAGAGGGCGGGGAAUGAGGCGGAAGUGAAAGCGGGCAGUGUUGACAGGGAGCUAUAGCUAUUGAAGCGGCCUUUGCCUGCGGAGUUGCUGAGGGGGGAAGAAGCGCCUUGGUGUCAGGAUGAUUCCGACGGAGGAGGCGUCCGCCCGGAGGAGGGAAAUAGAAGAGAAGCUGAAGCAGGAAGAAGAAACAUUGUCUUUCAUUAGAGAUAGUUUAGAAAAAAGUGACCAGCUCACAAAAAAUAUGGUUUCCAUUCUCUCAUCUUUUGAAAGCCGUCUGAUGAAGCUGGAGAAUUCAAUAAUUCCUGUACACAAGCAGACUGAGAAUCUUCAGCGCCUGCAGGAGAAUGUUGAGAAGACAUUGUUCUGUUUGGAUCACGUUAUAAGUUACUACCAUGUAGCAAAAGACACAGAGAAAAUUAUAAGGGAAGGCCCUACAGGAAGAUUGGAGGAGUAUUUGGCCUGCAUGGCUAAAAUUCAGAAGGCUGUGGAGUAUUUCCAAGACAACAAUCCUGACAGCCCAGAGCUUAAUAGAGUGAAAUUGUUGUUCGAGAAGGGGAAGGAGUCUCUGGAGUCUGAAUUUCGUAGCCUUAUGGCACGGCACUCUAAACCAGUUCCACCAAUCCUUAUCCUGGAUCUCAUCACUUUGGAUGAUGAAAUGGAAUCGCAGGAAGAUGUGACAUUAGAACACCUCCCUGAGAGUGUUCUGCAGGACAUUGUCCGUAUUUCUGGUUGGCUGGUGGAGUAUGGGAGGAACCAAGGAUUUAACUGGCUGUGUGAGGAGGAGCAUCUGUCUGCAGGAGCCCAGAGAGGAAGCCUAAAGAGGGAGCACAGAACGGGGUCUUACACCAGCAUAGCCUCUAGGGAGAGCACUGUAGGGCGAGAAUUAGAACACAAUCGUAACUUCAUGAAUGUUUACUAUCAGAUCCGUUCCAGCCAGUUGGAUCGUUCUAUCAAAGGACUGAAGGAGCAUUUCCGAAAAAACAGCUCUUCCUCGGGGGUCCCAUAUUCCCCUGCCAUUCAGAACAAGAGGAAGGACACACCAACUAAAAAGCCCAUCAAAAGACCAGUCCUCAUCCCAGGCACGAUCCGUAAGGCUCAGAAUCUUCUGAAACAGUAUUCUCAGCAAUGUCUAGAUGGGAAAAAGGGGGCCUCUAACCUCAUUCCUAUGGAAGGUCAUGAGCAUGAUUUACGAGUUAAACACCUUUCCGACACCCUGAGUGACAAGCAUGGGCCAGCUGCUGGGAGAGAUGACAUGUUGGACAUGGAGAUUGAUGCUUACAUUCACUGUGUUAGCGCCUUCAUCAAACUGGCCCAAAGCGAGUAUCAACUACUGACAGAAAUCAUCCCAGAACACCACCAGAAGAAGACAUUUGACUCCCUUAUACAGGAGUCUUUAGACAACCUAAUGAUAGAGGGGGACAACAUUGUCUCUGCAGCCCGAAAGGCCAUCAUACGUCAUGAUUACUCAGCUGUGCUGACUAUCUUCCCCAUCCUAAGGCACUUGAAGCAGACGAAACCAGAAUUUGAUCAAGUUUUGCAGGGCACUGCAGCCAGCACUAAGAACAAACUGCCCAGCCUCAUAACCUCAAUGGAAACCACAGGAGCCAAGGCUCUGGAAGAUUUCGCAGACAACAUCAAGAACAAUCCAGACAAGGAGUACAACAUGCCAAAAGAUGGGACAGUUCAUGAACUCACCAGCAAUGCCAUUCUCUUCCUGCAGCAGUUGCUGGAUUUUCAGGAAACUGCAGGUGCCAUGCUAGCAUCCCAAGUUCUUGGGGACACAUACAAUAUUCCUUUAGAUCCCAGAGAGACCAGCUCUUCAGCCAGUAGCUACAGUUCUGAAUUCAGUAGACGGUUGCUCAGCACCUACAUCUGCAAAGUUCUGGGCAACUUGCAACUAAACCUUCUCAGUAAAUCCAAGGUUUAUGAGGAAUCUUUAAGUGCCAUCUUCCUGCUUAACAACUACAAUUACAUCCUGAAGUCCCUUGAAAAGUCUGAGCUAAUCCAGUUGGUGGCUGUUACGCAGAAGAAUGCAGAAAAAUCUUAUAGAGAACACAUUGAGCAGCAAAUCACUGCAUACCAGCGCAGCUGGUUGAAAGUAACUGACUCUUUCUUGGACAGAAACUUGCCUGUCGUCCAACCUGGAGUCAAGCUCAAAGACAAAGAGAGGCAGGCCAUCAAGGAUCGCUUUAAGGGUUUUAAUGAUUGUCUGGAGGAGCUGUGUAAAAUCCAGAAGGCUUGGGCCAUCCCUGACACAGAACAGAGGGACAAAAUCCGGAAAACCCAGAAAAAUAUUGUGCUAGAGACCUAUUCUGCCUUACUAAGCAGGUAUGGCAAUGUACCCUUUACCAAGAACCCCGAGAAAUACAUUAAAUACAGGGUGGAGCAGGUGGGAGAGAUGAUUGAGAAACUGUUCGACACAUCAGCAUGACCUCCCUGCCUGUAUGUCUCAGUACUUUCUCAGCCCAGUAUGAUGGCCAUGAGUUAUGCUUGUAUUUAUCAAAUUUAUAAAUUCCUAAAAACAUG